AUGUGGGACUGUGAAUCACCUAGUAUCUACGGUUACGGUCCAAACGUCACUGCGAGCACUCCGUCCUUCCAUGACUCGGCAAUUAAGCCAGUUAUAAAUCUUGGAGGGGAAACGAGUUGCUUACAAGGAUCUGGUGAAGGGUAUGCUGGAACCGCCAAUUCCCUGGCAAACUUUUGCACGAAUAUCACGGAGACCGAUGAUACGUUAAAGCAAGUUCGAGGCGGCGGAUUCCUGGCUGAAUUUGAGAGGGAGGAUGAUGAGGAAACGAAGAUUGGAAGUGCGGAAGGAAUAGGCGGUGGUGGUUGUUCGUGUAGUACCAGUGGAGAUAUUAGUCCUCUUGGAGAUCCUGGAAAGGGGUAUUUGACUGUCAAAGGAAAUCACCCAAUGGACAGUAUAGCAAACGGAAAUUCUUCUGCAUUAUGGGUAAGUCUCAUUUAUUAA
This is a messenger RNA of Rodentolepis nana, 441 nucleotides long. The record is from the annotation of a GenBank genome assembly. NCBI's taxonomy places the organism in Eukaryota, Metazoa, Platyhelminthes, Cestoda, Cyclophyllidea, Hymenolepididae.